Molecule: messenger RNA, 5261 nt
Organism: Coregonus sp. 'balchen'
Lineage: Eukaryota; Metazoa; Chordata; Actinopteri; Salmoniformes; Salmonidae
Source: the annotation of a GenBank genome assembly
AUGGUCCUUCCAGGUGCCAGAACGGUGGUCCAUCCCAAAGCCCGCAUCAUAGCCGAGGCAGGACCCAUAGUCAUCGGAGAAGGCAACCUCAUAGAGGAACAAGCUCUCAUAAUUAACAGGUGAACAUAACAAUAGUGAAUCUUAUAGAAGUGGAAGGGUGCAAUGGUGUGGUCUCUCCUGUGUUCUAUUUACACUCUUUCUCCCCCUCUUCUACAUCCCUCCAUUCUCCCUUCUCUUUAUUUCUCCCUUCCUUCUAUUCUGUCUUUUCCUCACCUUUUCCUCUGCCAUAUAAUGGUCUCUUUUUCCUCUGCCAUAUAAUGGUCUCUUUUUCCUCUGCCAUAUUAUGGUCUCUUUUUCCUCUGCCAUAUUAUGGUCUCUUGUCCUCUGCCAUAUUAUGGUCUCUUUUUCCUCUGCCAUAUAUGGUCUCUUUUUCCUCUGCCAUAUUAUGGUCUCUUUUUCCUCUGCCAUAUUAUGGUCUCUUUUUCCUCUGCCAUAUUAUGGUCUCUUUUCCCUCUGCCAUAUUAUGGUCUGCAUUGUAGUGAUUGAAGCUGGUUGUCUGUCUUUGAUCAGUUAUCCAGAGAACAUUACACCUGACUCUGAGGGAGUGGAGCCCAAGACGAUGACCAUCGGCAUCAACAACGUGUUUGAAGUUGGAUGUAGUAUCCUUUAUAUUGAAGUGUGGUACACUGACCUAUAGGGUACAGCCACUGACCUGUAGGGUACAGCCACUGACCUAUAGGGUACAGCUAGGGUACAGCCACUGACCUGUAGGGUACAGCCACUGACCUAUAGGGUACAGCUAGGGUACAGCCUCUGACCUAUAGGGUACAGCCACUGACCUAUAGGGUACAGCUACUGACCUAUAGGGUACAGCCACCGACCUAUAGGGUACAGCUAGGGUACAGCCACUGACCUAUAGGGUACAGCCACGGACCUAUAGGGUACAGCCACUGACCUAUAGCAGCCUUUCGAAAGUAUGGAUCACGACCCAAAGUGUGUCGCGGACCUGUUAAUGGUGGGUCGCGACGUGUUAGAGUAAAUGUAUAAUUAUUAAAUGAAUUACUUGAAUUGAUUUGGCCAAGUGCAACUGCGCUCUCUGCUUAGCAGCGGUGUCAGUUUGGCAGCUGCGCGAGCGGGAGGGGUGACGUGUGUGCGCUUCGCGUUUUACCGGAUCCUUUUUCUGCAGUGUUGUUGAAGAUCACUCCGCGACCCAAACGCUGCAGCGCCGUGGUUCGGCAGCAGAUGAAGCGCUGUCAGCCAAUGACUUGUCAUUUCCACUGGCCGCUGUCUUCCAAUGGGAGUCGAGCUAGCCAUAAGUUCUGACUGGGCUCAAUCGUCAUGAAACGCAAAUACAGCGAUGAGUUUCUCUCUCUUGGUUUCAUACAAACUUUGAGAAAUAACGAGGAGCGCCCACAAUGUGUUUUGUGUGGGGAAGUGCUUAUUAAUGUGUCUCUCAAAACGAACAAAUUAAACGACACGUCCUGACCAAACAUCCACAGCAUGACCAGGAUUGCAGUUUGCCGUUUUCUCGCCAAAUUGGGCUACAUUGAAAACGAUGUUUGGGCUACUUCUAAAUUGCACCGCGGCCGCCAUGCAUUUCUCUUAAAAAAUAUAUAUAUAUUUAACUGUAACCUGCUGCUGCUGACUAUCAGGCAGUGAGCAGGUUGUUACUGAGUGAGUGAGUGAGUGAGUGAAUGAAGGAAGGGCCAGAGGGGUGUGUGCAUUGAGAGUGCUGCAGCAGAGACAGCUAUGUCAAGGAGCGCGCACAUCGUGACAACUUCUUACCGGUUGUAGGUAGGCUAUUUAGAUUGGUCAUUAUGGAGACACCCUUUUCCCAUAAAACAUAUUAACGCGCUAGAACUGAUAUAACGGAGGCAAAGCAUUGGAAAAUGACUUUUGGCGCACUAGUGCUCUUUAGAUAAGUUCGCUCAGAGGUGUUUUUAAAGUAAACUGCAUUCAAAUGUCGACUUUUCUUAUGGAUAACCUGUAUCAAGCGAAGGGUUUUACUCAUGCUCAGUUCUAGGCUCUGGAGCGCUGCGCGACUGGACAUUUGAAAUGGAAGUUAUGGAACUCCCUCGCGUAGUUCUGUUAUGGGGAAAAAUAGGAAGUUAUCAAUUGUGAUCAUGGUCACAGCGCUAUCGCGAAUGUAUCAUUCUCCACAUGUAAUGUCAGUUUCAUUGUGGAAUUUUCCCUGAAAUUAGAUGUUGGCCUUUCAGGGGCUAUAGGCUACCAGCAUCUAGCUCAGCAGACCAUGGCAAACCCAGAUUUUAGUCAGUAGGCCUAUGCCUAUUGAAAUAACAAGUAAAUCUCGCAAAUAGGCCGUUUUAUAACGGUUUGUAGUCUUAACAUCUGGCAAAUUGACGGGAAACAGCCUAACAUUCGUUUUUUUGAAGUUCAUCCAAGUGUUUCUUGCACAGAGAUUGAGAUCAGCUGUCGAACUUUCAUCACUCAAACUCUCCUGUUGGAUUUAUCUAUAGUUAUCCACAAUUGGGAUUUAUUUACAAUUUUAAACUGGGUGGUUUGAGCCCUGAAUGUUGAUUGGUUGAAAGCCAUGCUAUAUCAGACUGUGUACCAUGGGAAUGACAAAAAAAAUCACUUUUUACUAUUCUAAUUACAUUGUUAACCAGUUAAUAAUAGCAAUAAGGCUCCUCAGGGGUUUGUGGUAUAUGACCAAUAUACCACAGAUAAGGGCUAUGUCCAAAGAACAGCCACUAGCCGUGAUAUAUUGGUCAUAUACCACACCUCCUAGGGCCUUAUUGUUUAAUCAUAGCAGUCAAAACAAGGUAAAUCGACAUCCACUGAUAGAAAAUGAUCUGGAGAGUUUAAUAAAGGGGCUGUUUAUCUUUUGUCUUGCGACAUAUUCUUAAACUUACAAUCAUUAUUAUUUUGAUGGAAAAACAAAUUUAGCUUCUUAGCCUACGUCGUUAAAAAUUAGGUAGAUAUUCCUUCUUAAUUGCUCGAUAACGUUGUGGGAAAAGGGUUUCAUGGAUAAAUGUGGCAACUCCUCUCUUUCUGCGAACAAUUUUUGGGGGGGGGGGUUUCUGGGUUGUGGUAUGCAUAAUUUGCCUAGAAAUCUUAGCUGGACCUGGCAACACUGAGCAUGACGGUAAACCCAGGGAGUUCUUUCAGAACAGGGCAGAGUGCUUCAGGAAACAGCGCUUCGACAGUGGAAAAGUAAGUCAGCUAGCAAAGCAUUGUCGUCAUUUUUAUAACAGGUGAUAAGCAGCAAUAAGGGAGGACUAUCUCUCAUAGUAGCAGAUGUGAGUUUCUCUUUCAAACAAUUCCCUUUACCCAGCUAAUAGCUAGAUAGCAAACGUUAGCCAACGCAAGCUAGCUAACUACUGAUAGUGAAACCUUAAGUAACAGUACAGAUGAAGAUGAAACAUGAUCAGGCUUACUGUAGAAAUUAUUGGUGAAAACAAGUCUAGGUUGGAACUAUUGCUGUUAAAAUACAAGUAAUCAUUUGUUUUAUUCUGAACUGGAAUAAACUGAUUGAAGCAAGAUGCUUUUUGAGGCAAACCCACUCACACAGUUCUGGGUUGCUCGUCUACAGCAGGAAGCGGUCUCCUGCCUGGCUGAGAAAGCAGUAGAUGUUCUGAUCCAGUUUGGCACCACAUACCUAUGCCAGUCAGGGUUCUCAACUCUGGCGUACUUAAAAAAAACAAGUACAGAAACAGACUCCAUGCUGAGCAUGACCUCAGGGUUGCACUGUCAAAAACGGAGCUCAGAAUAGACAUGCUUGUUGAAGCUUCAACCAGCCACACACCUCUCAUUAGGACUGUGUGUGUGUGUGUGUGUGUGUUUUCUGGUCUACAUCUGUGUGAUGUGAUCAAUCAGUUUAUUACCCAGUUCAGAAUGAAAAUGAUUACUUUUAUUUUAACAGCAAUAGUUCCAACCUAGACAUAUAUGUAAGAGUGUUUUGAAUGGGAGAAAAUAAACAUGAAUAGCUAUUUAUAUUAUUAUAUUUCAUUUGUUUUAGGCUGGUAUAAGGGCAAUGAAAUGUACCGAUUAUUUAUGUAUAGUUGCAUGUUUUCAUAAGCUUGGGUCCCAGGAAAACACAGAAUUUCUAAUUUGGGUCCCAGGCUGAAACAGUUUAAGAACCACUGACCUAUAGGGUACAGCCACUGACCUAUAGGGUACAGCCACUGACCUAUAGGGUACAGCCACUGACCUAUAGGCUACAGCCACUGACCUAUAGGGUACAGCUACUGACCUGUAGGGUACAGCCACUGACCUGUAGGGUACAGCCACUGACCUAUAGGGUACAGCUACUGACCUAUAGGGUACAGCUACUGACCUGUAGGGUACAGCCACUGACCUAUAGGGUACAGAUAUUAGGACAUUUGACCUCUGUCUAAUAUUCCAUACCUGUAUGUGUGUAUAUUGUUGCUCUGAAAGUCAUCAUUUACAUUUACGUCAUUUAGCAGACGCUCUUAUCCAGAGAGACUUACACAUUGGUGCAUUCACCUUAUAGCCAGUGGGAUAACCACUUUACAAUAUGUUUUUUUUUUUCUUUGGGGUGGGGUAAGGAGGGGUAGAAGGAUUACUUUAUCCUAUCCCAGAUAUUCCUUAAAGAGGUGGGGUUUCAAGUGUCUCCGGAAGUAUGAAACUGUCCUUAACCAAUGAUACUUGCAGUGUCUCAAGCUUUGAAAAUUGGUGACAACAAUGUCAUAGAAUCCAAAGGUAAGAAAGGUUAAAAUGCCUCAAAUUCAGUAAUGACUGUCUCCCAGUGUUGUAUAUGACUGGGUGUGCCUGUGUUGAUUGUUUUUUUAAAAAAAUCACUUAUGGGGAGAAUCCCUUCCAUCAUCUAAACUGUGUCCCCCCCCUCUCCAGCUGACCUGGGCAGGAACAUGAUUCUGACCUCUGGUUGUAUCAUCGGAGCCUGUUGCCAGGUCAACACCUGUGAGGUCAUACCUGAAAACACUGUCAUCUUCGGCUCGGGGUGUCAGAGACGUGUGCAGACCGAGCGACCACAGGUACACACACACACACACACAGGCUGAGAUUAGUGUUGUACAGAUCUGUGUGUAUAAAACAUGUACAUACAGUCUAUGUAGCUCUGUCUUUCACCACGUUUACCAAAGAACCACUCCAUCCUCAUUAGCAGGGAAGAACAACGUGUCUUUGUGUGUUCAUGUGUUCUGCAGCCCCAGACUCUGCAGCUUGACUUCCUGAUGAAGAUCCUCCCCAACUACCACCACCUGAAGAAGACUGUCAAAACCUCCUCCGCUGCCACGCCGGCUAAAAACUAACCUCCUCCG